AUGGACGAAGCUAAGACUCGGGUGGCCAUUGUCGGCACUGGCAUGGCAGGCCUUGUGACCGCCCAUCUGCUUGCCCAAGACCCGCGCCAGCGGUAUCACAUCACCAUAUUUGAGAAGGUAUGUCGGCCUGCCUGCUUUCCACAGCGAGGGGGUUCUCUAUCUCUCGACUCGGCGUCCGUGACGUUGCGCGACGAGGACACCGGUGCCAUUGAGCGCGUGGAUCUGCCGAUGAGAGCGAUUGCCGGCGGCUACUACAACAAUACGCGCCGCAUGUAUGACUACCUUGGCAUUCGGUACCAUGCGCAACGGUUCCUGUUUGCAUUCUCUGAGCAGCGGCAUCACAAAGCUGGCCGAGAUGAGAUCGAGCCGCUAUCACCUCCAUACUUCAUUCACGCGUCGAACCUGCACCAGCUACCGCCGCGGCCGCCGGGAAUGGCGGUCGCCGAGCACGUGCUGCGGAUCUUGUUCGUCCUCGCUUGCUACGCAUGGCUCACGCUCUGUUGCUUCCUGGUCGAGCCGCGCCAUGACGAGUCCUUCGGGGAUUACGCCGGGCGCAUCUGGUUGCCGCGUAGCUUCGUCGAGAACUAUGCCCUGCCUCUCAUGGCCAGCGUGUCAACAUGCCCACAUGAAGAGCUUCUGCGUUUCCCAGCUAGCGACAUUGUCAACUAUAAGAAGAAGUCACACGGCUCCGAGCAUUACGUCGUGGUGGAUGGUGUGCGAGAAGUGCAGGCGAAGCUGGCAAAGGGCUUGCAUGCGUGCACCAACGCCCGAGUCGUGGCGGUUACGCCAACAGGACGCCAGGUAGAAGUGGCGUGGCAAUCGAGUGCCGGCGGCGACGACAGCCUAUCCACGGAGAGGUUUGACCGGGUCGUCCUAGCUGUGUCGCCCGAUGUGGUCGGCGGAAUAUUCGCGCCGUUGCGCGCCGCCAUGUCCAAGAUCCCCACGAUCGCCGUGGUCAACACGAUUCUGCAGCCGACAGGCGACAGAGCGAGACUGGCAAAGGUGGACGCGGAAACCGAGACGACGAUGGAAACAAGACAGCGUGGACGUCCGCAGGCCCAGCUGAUUACCCUCAACUCGAUGCGCGGAGCAGAGGCUCAGACCGAAGCACUUCAUCUGGUGGAUUGCGGCGCCGUGGUGGCCACUUGCCCGUUCGACACGGCCGACACGGCCCAGAUUCUGCACCGAUGGGAUUUCCCGCGUGUGCUGCGGACGACGGAAAGCAAACAAGUGGUGAACCAGCUGGUCGCGGGCAAGAGGCGGGCACCAGUGGUGGACGGGAAGCCUCAGUGGACGAACGGCACCGAUGGUGUCUGGCUCGUGGGCGGUUGGUGUUGGGACGGCAUGGUAGACGCGCCGGCGACAUGGAUGGGUCUCGGCGCUGUGCUGGCGCUGGUAGUUCAAGCCCUCUCGGCGGGUGCCUGGCGAAUCUUCAUCAAGCGGCGCGGCCCGGUCCAGAACGGCGACGCCAUGUACGGCCUCGACCACGGCAAGCUCAAUCUCGUCCUGCCGCCGCCGUCGAUGUGGAUGAACAUGGGCUUGUGGCAUGAUGUAGAGCCAGACGAUUUCGCCGGCGCCUGUCGGGCUUUGCUCUGUGCCUUGCUCGAGCAAGCGGGCCUGCUGGAGCCCAAUGACCACGGCAGCAACGACAAAAAGCCUCAGGAUCGCAGGAUACGACGAGACUUGAGGACUUUCUCGGUCCUAGAUGUCGGGUUUGGCUGUGGGGACCAGACGCUGGCCCUUUCGAACCUUGCCGCAGAUGCAGACCUGCGAUAUCUGGGGGUCACGCUCAACCAGGCACAGUUCACAUGCGCACGGCAGCGUGUGACAUCACGCCUGCACGAGCAUCACGACGUGUCACUGUUCCUCGGCGAUGCCGCGAAUCCCAAGUCAUGGCCGCCCGCCUGUCUGGAGAAAGCAGCAGCCAUCUCUGCCGGGUCCUCGGCGAAACACGUCGGGGGCGGCAAGUCCAGACAGAGCGCGACGAUCCUCCUUGCCCUCGACACCUUGUACCACUUCUCCCCGUCGCGCCUGCCGCUCCUCGCAUACGCAGCCAGGGACCUCCGGGCCGACCUGGCCGCCUUCGACAUCCUGCUCUCAGACACCGCCAGUACCUGGCAGACGCUCAAGCUGCGCGUCGUCGGCAGGCUGAGCGGGUGUCCCUGGACCGCGUUCAAGUCCGAGCGCGAGUACCGGCAGAUGCUCGUCGCCGCGGGCUACGCGGCGGACAGCAUCGUGGUGACAGAUGUCACGGAGCACGUCUUUGGUCCGCUGGCCAGGUACAUGGAUACCCAGCAGGUCCGGCUUGAGGGCGUCGGGCUGAAGAUGGGCUCGUUGCGGGUCGCGGGCUGCCUCUUCGGGUGGUGGGCUCGCAGCAGAGUGGUCAGGGGAGUCGUUGUCACGGCCAAAGCAUGA
Molecule: messenger RNA, 2415 nt
Organism: Microdochium trichocladiopsis
Lineage: Eukaryota; Fungi; Ascomycota; Sordariomycetes; Xylariales; Microdochiaceae
Exons: 3
Coding region: 1-2415 (804 amino acids)
Molecular function (GO): oxidoreductase activity
Source: RefSeq, a predicted model, not a curated record